Molecule: messenger RNA, 561 nt
Organism: Gongylonema pulchrum
Lineage: Eukaryota; Metazoa; Nematoda; Chromadorea; Rhabditida; Gongylonematidae
Source: the annotation of a GenBank genome assembly
AUGUUGUUCAACAGUUCGCGAGUAACGCAGGACACUAUGAAGGAGCUUGAGAAGAUUGCGCCAAAGCAGAAGGGCAUUGUAUCGCAGUCGGUGAAAGAAAUAACUCAGCUGUUAGUUGACGAAGGCCUUGUUGAAUGCGAGAAAAUUGGUACUUUCCGCCGGAAGAAGUUGGAGGAAUUGGACGAAGCAAUUUCGAAUUCGAAGGCGAAACUCGCUGAGUUGAAAGAAAUUAUAAAAGAGGCAAGAAAGGGGAAGGAGGUAAGCGAUGAGAUUGGCUCUUUUGAUAAUGCUUCUAAAGAGAGAACAGAGCGAGAAAAACAGAUUGCGGAUUUGCAAAAGAAACAUGAGGAGUUAAAAGCGAAACUGGAAAAGCUUUGCGAGGAUGGCCCUGAAGCUCUUACACGAUUGCAAGCGGAUGUUGAUAAAGCUCGUGACGCGGCAAAUCGUUGGACAGACAAUAUAUUUGCGGCGAAGAAAUGGUGUAAACGUAAGUUUGGUGCUGAAGAUAAGAUGCUGGAUGCACAGUUCGGAAUACCGCCCGACUUUGAUUAUGUCGAGUGA